UUGAGUGUCUUAGCAUGAUGGUGAUCCUACUGAACUGUGUUACUCUUGGGAUGUACCAGCCCUGUGAUGAUAUGGAUUGCCUUUCCAACAGAUGUCAAAUUCUGCAGGUAUUUGAUGACUUCAUUUUCAUCUUCUUUGCAAUGGAGAUGGUCCUGAAGAUGGUGGCCUUGGGGAUUUUUGGCAAGAAAUGCUAUCUUGGAGACACUUGGAACCGCCUAGAUUUCUUUAUUGUCAUGGCUGGGAUGGUGGAGUAUUCACUGGAUCUCCAAAAUAUCAACUUAUCUGCAAUACGCACUGUUCGAGUCCUGAGGCCUCUCAAAGCCAUCAACCGUGUGCCUAGCAUGCGUAUCUUGGUGAAUCUGCUUUUGGACACUCUGCCCAUGCUGGGGAAUGUUCUGCUUCUCUGUUUCUUCGUCUUCUUCAUCUUUGGCAUCAUCGGAGUACAGUUAUGGGCUGGUCUACUGAGAAAUCGCUGUUUCAUGGAGGAGAAUCUGACCAUACAAGGUAACAUCACCCUUCCUCCAUACUACCAACCUGAGGAGGACGACGAAAUGCCCUUCAUCUGUUCACUAUCAGGAGAUAAUGGCAUCAUGGGUUGUCAUGAGAUUCCCCCACUGAAGGAGCGAGGCCAUGUAUGCUGUUUGGACAAAGAUGACUAUUUCUACUACACUUCUGUCAGACAGGAGUUCAAUGUCAGUGGAAUGUGUGUCAACUGGAAUCAAUAUUACAGUGAAUGCCGCACAGGCAAUGCCAAUCCUCAUAAAGGAGCCAUCAACUUUGACAACAUUGGCUAUGCAUGGAUUGUUAUAUUUCAGGUGAUCACACUAGAAGGGUGGGUGGAAAUUAUGUACUAUGUGAUGGAUGCUCAUUCAUUCUACAACUUCAUCUACUUCAUCUUGCUGAUCAUUGUGGGCUCAUUCUUCAUGAUCAAUCUAUGCUUAGUAGUCAUUGCUACACAGUUUUCGGAAACCAAGCAGCGAGAACACCAGCUGAUGCAAGAGCAACGAGCACGAUACCUGUCCUCCAGCACUGUGGCAAGCUAUAUGGAGCCAGGAGAUUGCUAUGAGGAGAUCUUUCAGUAUGUCUGCCACAUCGUCCGCAAAGCCAAGCGCCGCACCCUUGGCUUCUACAACAGCCUGCAGGACAGACGCCUAGGUCGGACAGAGCCAAGCACUGCCAAGCGGAACAUCAAGGAGAAAGACCAGAGGCAAUACAGGCGUUGCCGAAAACAUAACUCUGCUGAUUACAUGCCCUCACAAGGCCUUGGCCAGCCUAUUGCUGUGACUUUGACUUCUGAUCCCAGCAACUGUCCAAGAUGUCAUAAGGUCCAGCGGGAAGCAGCUCGGAGACUUUCCGUCCUUGAAAGUGCUGAUUCAGAACAAGAAGAUGGUGGAGGCCCUACAGAGGAGAAGGGAGAUGGCAAGAAAGGAAGCGUGGAAGCUGCAGACCUAGAGAAAGAGGAGGAGGAGGGGGAAGAAGGUGGCCAGGUGACACUCUGCAGUGAUGUGUGGCAAGAAGUGAGGGUCAAACUGAGAGGAAUAGUCGAGAGCAAAUACUUCAACCGUGGUAUCAUGAUUGCCAUCCUCGUGAACACCAUCAGCAUGGGCAUUGAACAUCAUGAGCAGCCAGAAGAGCUGACCAACAUUUUAGAGAUCUGCAAUGUCGUGUUUACCAGCAUGUUUGCCCUGGAGAUGAUCUUGAAACUUGCUGCCUUCGGUCUGUUUGAUUAUCUCCGCAACCCUUACAACAUUUUCGACAGCAUCAUUGUCAUUAUCAGCAUUUGGGAGAUCAUAGGCCAAGCUGAUGGAGGUCUGUCAGUGUUGAGGACAUUUCGGUUGCUGAGGGUGUUGAAGCUGGUCAGGUUCAUGCCUGCUUUGCGGCGUCAGCUGGUGGUGUUAAUGAAGACUAUGGACAAUGUGGCUACCUUCUGCAUGCUUCUUAUGCUGUUUAUUUUCAUAUUCAGCAUCUUGGGAAUGCACAUCUUUGGCUGUAAAUUCAGCCUCAGAACUGACACAGGAGAUACAGUACCUGACCGAAAGAAUUUUGACUCUCUCCUUUGGGCCAUUGUCACUGUGUUUCAGAUCUUGACUCAGGAGGACUGGAAUGUUGUGCUAUAUAAUGGCAUGGCCUCAACUUCACCGUGGGCAUCCCUGUACUUUGUGGCUCUCAUGACAUUUGGCAACUACGUUCUCUUCAAUCUGCUUGUGGCCAUCUUAGUAGAAGGAUUCCAGGCCGAGGUCUUUGAUUUUAUUUUUCCAACACAGGGUGAUGCUAACCGAUCAUUUUCAGAUGAAGAUCAGAGUUCAUCAAAUACUGAAGAGUUUGAUAAGUUCCAAGAUGCCCCAGAUCCAAAGCUUUGCACAAUCCCCAUGACCCCGAAUGGACAUCUUGAUCCCAACUUGCCUUGUCUCAACCAGCCUGGGGCAACUGCUGGAAUUGCUAAUCCUUCAUGCAAUGCACUACAGCCAGAUAAAAUCCUUGUGGCCCAUGAAUCCAGGAAAAGCAGUGUGAUGUCUUUGUCCAGCUCUCGCAGUACUCACUAUGGAGCAUGGAGUCGGGCUGGGGGCUGGGGAAGUCGACGCUCCAGCUGGAACACUCUUGCACGGGGACAUAGCCUCAAACACAAGCCUCCUUCAGCUGAGCAUGAGUCACUCUUAUCUGGAGAUAGACACAGGACAUUAGAGGGAGAACGAGAACUACCAGUAAGAAUUCAUCACCAUCGACGGACACUCUCCUUGGAUAUCAAAGGCACUUCUGAACUAGUGGAGUUGGUGCCAUCAGCACCAUCUUGUCACAGGCCAUCACGGAAAACAGGUGUGACAACAGGGCCUACUGAGCAUCAGGACUGCAAUGGUAAAAUGCCCAACAUUGCUAAGGACAUCUUUCCAGAAAUGAACAAUCGCAAGGACCAUGGAGAAGAUGAGGAAGAGAUAGACUAUAGCCUGUGUUUCCGUAUCAGAAAGAUGAUAGAAGCCUACAAGCCAGACUGGUGUGAGUUGCGGGAGGAUUGGUCCAUCUAUCUCUUCUCACCUCAAAACAAGUUUCGCAUCCUCUGCCAAACUAUCAUUGCCCAUAAGCUGUUUGAUUAUGUUGUCCUGUCCUUCAUUUUCUUGAACUGCAUCACCAUUGCCCUGGAGAGACCUCAGAUUGAGCAUGGGAGUACUGAAAGAAUCUUCCUCACGGUAUCCAAUUACAUCUUCACAGCAAUCUUUGUUGCUGAGAUGACACUGAAGGUAGUCUCCCUUGGCCUAUAUUUCGGGGAGCAGGCCUAUCUCCGCAGCAGCUGGAAUAUCCUUGAUGGCUUCUUGGUGUUUGUAUCCAUCAUUGAUAUUGUGGUUUCAGUUGCAUCUGCUGGGGGAGCCAAGAUUCUGGGGGUGUUGCGUGUUCUCCGACUGCUCCGCACUUUGCGCCCCCUCAGGGUCAUCAGCCGAGCUCCAGGCCUGAAGCUGGUGGUUGAGACGCUGAUUUCAUCACUCAAGCCCAUUGGAAACAUCGUUCUCAUUUGCUGCGCUUUCUUCAUCAUCUUUGGCAUUCUUGGAGUUCAGCUCUUCAAGGGAAAGUUCUACCAUUGCCUGGGAGUGGACAUCCGAAAUAUCACCAACAGGUCUGACUGUAUGGCUGCCAAUUACAAAUGGGUGCAUCACAAAUACAACUUCGACAAUCUGGGCCAGGCUUUGAUGUCACUCUUUGUUCUGGCUUCCAAAGAUGGCUGGGUCAACAUUAUGUACAACGGUCUGGAUGCUGUGGCGGUUGACCAGCAGCCAGUGACCAACAACAACCCUUGGAUGCUCCUUUACUUCAUUUCUUUCUUGCUCAUCGUCAGCUUCUUCGUGCUCAACAUGUUUGUAGGGGUUGUAGUAGAGAACUUCCACAAAUGUCGUCAGCAUCAAGAGGCAGAGGAAGCUCGGCGGCGUGAAGAGAAACGCCUGAGGCGCCUGGAGAAGAAACGCAGGAAGGCCCAGCGUUUGCCAUAUUAUGCCACGUAUUGCUCUGUCCGCCUUCUCAUCCAUACGGUCUGCACCAGCCAUUAUUUGGAUAUCUUCAUCACCUUUGUCAUCUGCCUCAACGUUGUCACCAUGUCCCUGGAGCACUACAACCAGCCAAUGUCUCUGGAGACUGCCCUCAAGUACUGCAACUACAUGUUCACUGCAGUCUUUGUGCUGGAGGCAGUUCUGAAGCUUGUGGCCUUUGGGCUCAGACGCUUCUUCAAAGACAGGUGGAACCAACUAGACCUGGCCAUUGUCCUCCUCUCUGUCAUGGGCAUCACCCUGGAGGAGAUUGAAAUCAAUGCUGCCCUUCCUAUCAACCCCACCAUCAUCCGUAUCAUGAGAGUGCUGCGCAUUGCUAGAGUUUUGAAGCUAUUGAAGAUGGCAACAGGGAUGCGAGCUUUAUUGGACACAGUUGUGCAAGCCCUGCCACAGGUUGGAAAUCUUGGACUGCUGUUCAUGCUCCUUUUUUUCAUCUAUGCUGCUUUGGGAGUGGAGCUCUUUGGGAAACUUGUAUGCAAUGAUGAGAAUCCCUGUGAGGGCAUGAGCCGUCAUGCCACCUUUGAGAACUUUGGGAUGGCUUUCCUCACACUUUUCCAGGUCUCCACUGGUGACAACUGGAAUGGAAUAAUGAAGGACACACUACGUGACUGCACCCAUGAUGACCGGAGUUGCCUCAGCAACCUGCAGUUCAUCUCGCCUCUGUACUUUGUCAGCUUUGUGCUCACCGCCCAGUUUGUCCUCAUCAAUGUAGUAGUAGCUGUGCUCAUGAAACAUCUAGAUGACAGCAACAAGGAAGCCCAAGAAGAUGCAGAAAUGGAUGCUGAGAUUGAGCUGGAGAUGGCACAUGGGAUGUAUCCCCAUAGCUCACUGAACCCUGGACAAGAUGGAGGAGGUGGAAGAAUGGACCCCGAAGGACAUCUGUGCAUGGCAUGCUUCUCUCCUGCCCAGGAGAACUUAUGGCUGGACAGUGUCUCUUUAAUUAUUAAGGACUCCUUCGACGGGGAGUUAAUGAUCAUCGAUAACCUAUCGGGCUCCGUCUUCCAUCAUUACUCCUCGCCGGCCAUGUGCGAGAAGUGUAACCAUGACAAGCAAGAGGUCCAGCUGGCUGAAAUGGAAGGCUUAUCCCUUAACUCUGAUAAGUCUUCUGUCCUCCUUGGGGAUGACGAAGAUAACCAGAGUGGGGAUCUGCCAAGCCCCAAGGAAACCAAGGAUGGUGAUGACAGCCCUAACUCCAUGGGGGUUACACCUGUGGAGGAAUGUCUCUUCCCUUUAACAAGUACAGAUGCUCCUCCUGCUCCAGAAAGCUACCUUUGUGAAAUGGAGAAAAUCCCUUUCAGUCCAGUCCAGUCUUGGCUAACAAAUGAGAGCAACCAAGAUCCUCCCAGCCCCUUCUCUCCAGAUGCAUCUCAUCCUCUGUUGCCUGUACCAGCAGAGCAUUUCCUUCCAGCUGUUUCUGCCAGUCAGCCAAGUCAGGAGGAAGCUUCCUGCCCAGAGACUCUCCCUAAAAUCUCUCUGCAGGCUUCUUGGGCUUCACUACAAUCUCAAAAUGUGAACUGUUCACUUGUCCAUCAGACCACAGAGAGUGACACCUCCUUAGAUGACAGCAGGAGCAACAGCUCAGAAGGAAGUUUGCAGACCACACUGGAGGACAGCUUAAACCUGAGUGACUCACCCCAGUGUGCCCUUGACCUCCCAGUAGCACUGUGUCCAGUGCCGGCAACAGCCACCCAAAAAGCCUUGGCCGCACCGCUUUCCCCUGCUUCUCGAAGGCAGAGUUUAAGGGGACGUGGAAUCUUCACUCUUCGGAACAUCAGGCGGCACCAGCGUAGCCACAGCAGCGGAGGAAGCACUAGUCCAGGGUGCCCUUACCAUGACUCCAUGGACCCUUCUGAUGAGGAGGGUGCCGGGAGCAGCCUAAAGGGUGGAGGCAACAACAGUGAGCAGUCAGAGACCCUCAGCAGCCUCUCUCUGACUUCUUUGUUCUCACCACCCCCUCCACCCCAAGGUCUGGCACUGAUAAAGAAGUGCAACAGCACCAGCAGUCUCCAUGCCAACUCUUCUUCGCGGGGUUCUGCAGCGACAGAAACCAAGCAGCUCUACUCAGUUGACCCAAGGGGUUUUUUAUCCAUGCCCUCAUGGAUGACGGAUUUCUACAAGAACAGCCCUUCUGCUAGAGAGGGUGGCAUGGCAGGAGGCUCAGGCAGGAUUGGGACUGCAGACCGCAGCUCCCCAAUUCCUUCAGAGCUGCAGCUGGGGAGUGGAGUCAGCAAGAGGAAUAGAUGAGUCUCCUCGGGGCAGGGAGGAAGAAUGAAACGUAAACAAGGAGCGUGUUUGGGCUACCAUUUCCUAUUAGCAGUUCCAAAUGGCAGGACUGUGGAAAAGGAAGCAAGCAACCACGCAAAAUAUAAAUAUGUACGUCCGUGUGUGUAUGUGUGCGCGUGCGUGCGUAUGUGUGGAAAACAAAGACUUUUGUACCAUACCUCAGAGACAAAAGAGAGUGAAAGCAAUAUGUGAACACCCCACCCAUGCAUGGGACCAUCGCCUCUGCAAAGACGACCGUGGAGCAAGGGAGUCAAAAGAUGAGAGCGCUGGGUUAAGAGGGUGAAGAGUCUCCAGCCAAAUUAUUGGCUGGAGGCAGCCAUUUACUCCUCUACAUAAAAAAUAUAUAUGUACAGACAUAUAGAAUGAUUUAUUUAUUUUUUUUACAGAGAGCUUAGGACUUCCAGCAAGUGCUAAGUGUGAAAAGGGCCAGAUCUUAGAGGAAAUAUUUCAAAAUGAAAUGAGGAACCAAGCUGGAUUUUAGGGCUUGGGUAUCUUUUUUGAGGAAAAUUGUAUUGUUCAUGCUUUAAUUUGGGGGAAGGGGGGAUUGUCUAUUACCCAGUCAGGGUGAGUACAAUGAACCAGAUGUGUGAAGAUGCUCCAUGCAGAUGUUGGGACGGGGUACAACAAGAUCUGGAGUUGAAGUUUGCUGUUACUGUGUUAUUGAGCUUUUCGAGCAAUGUCAGUGAAACUCCAUUCCUUACAUGUUAACUCUGCAGAGCCUGCUCCUCCAGCUAAAAGGUUGAGGUGAGCUUUGGAGCAUUAAAAGGAAGUAAAGUGUCAAUGUGGAAAGAAGGAGAAGAACAGUCACACAAUGAUUACUGAGUACUCUGUUUCACUUCAAGUUUGCUUUUUUAAAAAAAAUGCAGAGAGAAAGCUGCUUGCGGGAAACUUCUCUGUUUCGCUAAGGGUGUGGGGUUUAUAUUUUUAUUUUCAGUACUUGUGAAGAAUAUAUUUUAGAAGCCCAGAGGUACAAAAACCAUCUCUAGAGAAAGGUAAGCUAUUUUUACAAAUAUAUAAAAAGGUGAAGAAAACAACCUCAAGAGAAUGAGCAAGAGGAACAGAAUGAACCUGUCGUAUAAAGUGUAACUAGCUCUCUAGUUACCUGGAACUUGUAUGGCGUCCCACGGAAAUGUAUUUCUGAGUGAUCUUUUUAAAAGACUGUGAACCAUUUCCCUCCAAUGCUCUUGUAUGGCUUUGUGAUUUAAAUCCAGUGUGGUGACUCCUGGAUAACACCAGACAAAGUUCCUCCAGCCGUUCUAAACAUUCAAAGCAAUUAGCACUUUUUUGGCUCUAACACCAGAAGUUGAUAGUGAGGGCCAAACUUUGCAACAUAGUAUAGCACUGUGUGUAUGUUUUUAAAAACUAUAAAUAACUGCUGCUAGGGGGGUAAAGGAUUGGGAGCAUAUUGUGCUGGGAGAAGGGAUCUUACUGCUCCAAAGUCUUACUAAAUGCCACCUAAACCCAUUGGCUGCUAUUUGGCAAAGGACAGAAGCUCCUGUUCCUCUCAAUGAGUCCUCCCCUCCCAUGCCAAGUGUCAACUUCCAUAAACAAUUCUAAUCAGAAGCAAAUCAAAGUCGUUAAAUUGUCUCCCUAGUUGUCGCAUUAUUGUACCCAUCAAAACCACAGCAGCUGAUAUUUACAGUUUAUAGAUGUGAUGACACCAAGCUACAUGUUAAAUGUCACAUGCAGCUUGGCCUUGUGAGAAUGAGAAAGAGAGUAUAUGUAUGUGUAUAUGCAAUACAAUGGGUUAUUUGUUUACUAGUGAAUGUUUGGAAGGGUUGCUCCUUACAUUUUCAGUGCUUUGUACAUGAAGAGUGGAUUGAUCACCCGGGAGGUUUGUGGGAGUUAGUAAUAAGAUGAGGGAGUCACUCUCCAAAUUUUUUUAAAAGGCCACCUUAUCUCUCCCUGUUAGAUAACACAUCCCCAGUGAUUCAGUCCUCCUUUCAGGGUGCCUUUUAUCUGAUCUGACUAGCCAAGCUCUCUGCCAAGGCUGGUUUCAGUAAAGCAUUCAUGAUCAAUUUCAGUUACAAGGCAGGGUCUGGACAUUCAGAUAUAACUUGAAAGCAAAGUUGCCAACAGACCAGAAAAAAAACCCACAGGCUCCUAUGCCUUUGACAGAAGCAUGAUCUACAGAAAGUUGCAAUAAGUGUAUUUACGUAAAGUUUUAAUUUUUAAAAAUUAACAGAAAAAAGUUGGAAGUGAAACUCCCCAUAACAUGGAGAUAAAACAUUUUCCCAAACUUUUUGCUGAAAAUUAAAACCCUGUUAAAGGCAUGCCUGCAGAGGGUUUUUGAAAAGUUGGUAACCAACUUAAAGGGCUUUGGAAAUAUAUAUAUACUGAAGGAUUUUAAUACUCUUUCCAUCUAGCUCAUUCUUCUCUACUGAGAGUCCUUCCAGACAGUCUCAAAUCACAAAAGCAACUAGUAUUUAAAUUCCUGAUUCCUUUCAUGAUUUAGGCCACACAUAGGGUCCAAAUCCCAGGUUUUUCCUGGGUGAGUGACUACAUGCCCUCUACUAGCAAGCCCCCAGCCCCCUGUUUCUCCUAGUACAUUUACAGGAGAAACAAGGGGCUGGGAGAGGAGUGUGGGGAAUUCCCAAAGAACUGCAACGUCAGUGGGGGUUGGCCCCUGGAAUCACAGAAGACAGUCCCAGGAGUCAAUCCCCAAGAACUGAAAAGAUCCAGAUCUUGCAGUAGGGUUCAGAUCUUUUCAGGUGUUUUGUAAAACUGGAAUAAAUAGGGAAAUCCUGAUUAGAUUUAUCCGAAUUAACCUGAGGCAUUGUUUGGACAUCUCAGGUUAAACUGAAAUCCAUCACAGGUUUUGGGUCUGUGUGGAAGGGCCCUGAGAGUCACAUACCCAGUAGUAGGGGAGAGGGUUGUUUUUCAGAAUAAGGCAUUUCUUUCUCCCACUAGUUGUGGUGGACCACACCUGUCUGUGUAUAUCUGGGUCCCUUCUGCAUACCUGGGCCAAAGUUGCAGCCUUUUCAACAGCCAUGACUGCUGCAGCAUAAGGAUUUUAAAAAUCAGAACAUUCCUGACUUAUAUGUCAAAACAGCUGCUUUGUUCUGUGUAAUGAGGCAGUAAAUACCAAAUGUAUCACAAUGAACAGGAGAUGGAAUUUUAACAUUGAAUUCAUCUCUUGGAUAGUCACAUAUCUUUCAUAGAGAAUAUAAAAGCAAACUGGCCAAUGUCUAAGAGACCAAGAGAGUCCACUGCUUCAGAGACGUCACUGGUCUAUGUUAAUAAAGCAAUAACAGUGGUCUUAAUUUUCA
Anolis sagrei ordinatus is the source of this 9580-nucleotide messenger RNA. It is a transcript of the gene CACNA1I, whose product is annotated as calcium voltage-gated channel subunit alpha1 I. Gene Ontology annotation, cellular component: voltage-gated calcium channel complex; plasma membrane; neuron projection. Gene Ontology annotation, biological process: calcium ion transmembrane transport; positive regulation of calcium ion-dependent exocytosis; membrane depolarization during action potential. Gene Ontology annotation, molecular function: voltage-gated sodium channel activity; low voltage-gated calcium channel activity. NCBI's taxonomy places the organism in Eukaryota, Metazoa, Chordata, Lepidosauria, Squamata, Anolidae. The record is from RefSeq and is a predicted model, not a curated record.